Messenger RNA from Nerophis ophidion (straightnose pipefish), 907 nucleotides. It is a transcript of the gene ier3, whose product is annotated as immediate early response 3. Lineage: Eukaryota; Metazoa; Chordata; Actinopteri; Syngnathiformes; Syngnathidae. Gene Ontology annotation, biological process: negative regulation of apoptotic process. The coding region runs from base 107 to 628 and encodes 173 amino acids. The transcript has a single exon. The record is from RefSeq and is a predicted model, not a curated record.
AGACGAAAAGAAAAGAAAAGAAAAGAAAAGAAAAGAAAAGAAAAGAAAAGAAAAGAAAAGAAAAGAAAAGAAAAGAAAAGAAAAGAAAAGACUAAAAGCGCCGCAAAUGUUUCCUCCUUCCACUCCCACGAUGACAACUUUCCAGAGGCGGGAGAGCAUCGCCUCGUCUCGGCUGUCGACCCGCAGCACGCAGCCGGAGAUCUUCACCUUCGAGCGGCUCGACUACCAAGCCGCCGCCGCCGCGUCCUCGUCGCUGGCGGGCCGGCCUAAGAAGCGCUGCACGCGGGUCAUGUACCCCGCCAAGGUGCGCAUGUACCUGCCGCCCCCGGAGAGAAGUCCGGCCAAGCGCUGGCUGCUCUUCCUGGUCCUGGUGCUCCUGUGGCAGAUCUACACCGAGGAGCCCUGCCCCGACACGCCGCCCAGCGGUGCCCGCGGCCCGGCCGACACCCAGCAGGCCUCCCCCGCCGGUCCGGUGGCAACUCCCGCGGCCGCCGACAGCGCCUGCGAGGCGGCCGUCGCAGCCCCGGCCGGCCCGCUCCACGACUGCCCGGCGGCCGGCCAGCAGGGUGCCGGCAACAGCUACGUGGUGGCGCUGCUGGUCUACCACCGGCUGGGCGGGGACAAGUGAACCUCCGCACCCGCGGAAGACGCUGAGCGGACUCAGCCGAGGAAAGAGCUUCGUGCGCCGGCCAGCUGGCUGCCGGCGGCCCGGUGACGUCAUGGAACCUCCAGGCGCGAAAGACUGGAAAAGAAGAAAGUUGGACUUGAAUUAUUGCUCAUCAAGUGACUCACUGCACUGACACUUUUGUGCCGACAGGCCGAAAUGACUCUUAUUUACUUAUUUAUUGCCUCCUAUUUGCUAUUUAUUACAUCUUUGAUAAUAAAAACAUGUGCCAAAGAAUGACAA